CAUAAAGUGGGAAUACGUUGUCACUAGAAUUUUUAUUAAUAGACAAAAAAGUGCGAGGUUGAGACAUCAUGUAUGUGUCCAACGGGCUUUAGGACCCGGAGUGGACUUCCCCUGCGGCAUGAGGAAGUUGAAGCGUAUGCUGCUUGCCAACUGCCUCCUGCCCCGGUGAGCAUGGCUCAGGGGGCCACAAGGGGGCGACGCUACUUGCGCGCCUUUGUGAGUGGCUUUUUUGUGGCCGUGCCCGUCACCGUUACCGUCCUAGACCGCUUGGCGUACGUGGCCAGGGUGGAGGGUGUGUCCAUGCAGCCGUUCCUGAACCCGGAAGGAGCGUCCGAGUGCGACGUGGUUCUGCUGAACCGCUGGAGUGUCAGGAAGUACGACGUCCAGAGAGGAGACAUUGUGUCCAUCAUGUCUCCCAGGAAUCCCGAGCAGAAGAUCAUCAAGCGCGUCAUCGGCUUGGAGGGAGACUUCAUCAGGACUCUGAGCUACAAGAAGCGACAUGUGCGCAUUCCCGACGGUCACUUGUGGAUUGAGGGGGACCACCAUGGGCACAGUCUGGACAGCAACACCUUUGGCCCGGUGUCGCUGGCGCUGCUGCACGGCCGCGCGUCUCACAUCAUUUGGCCUCCGGGCCGCUGGCAGCGCAUCCGAGCCCUUCUCCCGCCAAACCGAGCGCCACUCGUCACCCACGAGCACCACCGUGACGAUGACGACCAGUGAACGCAUCACAAAUGAGGCGCCUACUUUUGAGCGCCUCCUGCUGGCGGGAGGCUCUGUGUUCACGCUGACAAGUCAACUCGUCACAUUUGCUUCCGACCCGGACCGCAUUCGCGUCAACUCGUUUGCUUCUUUGAUGGAGAAGUUGUUGUUGCAUCGCCAUCGUGACUUGUUUCUUUUUAUCAGGAGGUUUAGAAAUUUGAUCACGUUUGAUCAGCAUCACUUUGACUUUUUCUACACCAACACCUCACUUUUCCUGACAAUGAAUAAAGUUGACAUGACGACAGCUCAUGAAACUAAA
This is a messenger RNA of Hippocampus zosterae (dwarf seahorse), 1018 nucleotides long. It is a transcript of the gene immp2l, whose product is annotated as inner mitochondrial membrane peptidase subunit 2. Gene Ontology annotation, biological process: mitochondrial respiratory chain complex assembly. Gene Ontology annotation, molecular function: serine-type endopeptidase activity. The transcript is spliced from 6 exons. NCBI's taxonomy places the organism in Eukaryota, Metazoa, Chordata, Actinopteri, Syngnathiformes, Syngnathidae. The coding region runs from base 73 to 720 and encodes 215 amino acids. Gene Ontology annotation, cellular component: membrane; mitochondrial inner membrane peptidase complex. The record is from RefSeq and is a predicted model, not a curated record.